Messenger RNA from Ctenopharyngodon idella (grass carp), 4285 nucleotides. It is a transcript of the gene adam9a, whose product is annotated as ADAM metallopeptidase domain 9. Gene Ontology annotation, biological process: proteolysis. The record is from RefSeq and is a predicted model, not a curated record. The transcript is spliced from 23 exons. The coding region runs from base 337 to 2784 and encodes 815 amino acids. Gene Ontology annotation, cellular component: plasma membrane. Lineage: Eukaryota; Metazoa; Chordata; Actinopteri; Cypriniformes; Xenocyprididae. Gene Ontology annotation, molecular function: metalloendopeptidase activity.
CCUCUACUGACGGGGCUCAUUGGAGAUGCUAGUCCGAACGAAUUGCCUAAUCCAAAGAUUUCGAGCAGAGUACUGAAACGGUGCCCUUUUUCUGAUAUAGAAACACAUCCUGAUCAGCGAGUUGUGACGAACUGUUUAACAAACUUAUUACAGAUGGAUAAAGUAUAACAAAAUGACCAAGUAGCUGAAACUGUGCGGUAUUUAUUUUUUCUCCACGGGAACGUUAUGUGGAGAAGGCUCAUUGCCAUUGCUUGGAGGACAACGCCUGGAUAAGGAAGAGAGGGCAACAUUUGACGUUACUUCGGAACGAACUUUGAGAACGGAUACUUUACAGACAUGGUUAAUGCAGUUUGUUCUCGUCUCGUUAAAAGCGCCUUUAUGUGGCUAAUGCUUCACGCGCUCAUCGACUGCAGUGGAGGCUAUAUAACCCAGCAGACCUCUCAGUUCUCUUCAUAUGAAGUGACUGUACCAAGACGCAUCAGCAGACAUAGAAGAAACCAGGACAGUGCAGAUAAGGUGUCAUACAUAAUCAAAGCUCAAGGAAAAGAACAUGUCGUCAUUCUGGAGAGAAAUGAAUUGCUUCUUCCAGAGGAUUUCACUGUGUACUCUUAUGCCAAAGAUGGCUCGCUGGUCACUGAGAGACCAAACAUGAAGGGUCAUUGUCAUUACAGUGGUUACAUAGAAGAUGUGGAGGGCUCUUCUGCAGCACUCAGCCUGUGCUCUGGGUUAAGGGGUGUUAUCUACACGGAGGGCACCAGUUUCGGUAUUGAACCGUUGGAAGAUUCCUCCAGUGAUGAGCACUUGGUGUAUCGUUUGGAGGAUGUAGAGACAGAACCUCUCACCUGUGGAACACCUCACUUUCAAAACCAUGAUGAUGAAACGUCACCAAGGCAACCUACAGACAGCCAUGUCCAUAACAUCACCUUUGGUCAAAGCAGCCAUCUGAUCAGGAAUAAGAGGGCAGUGCUGCACCAGACACACUAUGUGGAACUGCUUGUUGUGGUGGAUAAUGAAAGAUAUAACUACAAAAACAGAAAUCAUACAGCAGUACGUGAGGAGGUGGUUCAGAUUGCUAACUAUGUUGAUAGUAUGUACAUGCCUCUGAAUAUUCGCAUUGUGUUGGUGGGGCUGGAGAUCUGGUCUGUGCAGAACUUCAUCAAUACUGAUGGCAGUGCUGGAGAGGUGUUGGGCCGCUUUACUCAAUGGAGAGAGAAAGAGCUAGUUCACCGUCGUCGUCAUGACAGUGCACAGCUCAUCCUAAAAAAAGGAUUUGGUGGAACAGCAGGCAUGGCUUUCGUUGGCACAGCUUGUUCCAGAAGUCAUGGUGGUGGAAUUAAUGCGUUCACCAAUAAUAAUGUGAUGUCAUUUUCCUCCAUCGUGGCUCAUGAGCUGGGUCACAAUCUUGGGAUGAACCAUGAUGAUGGCCGAAACUGUAAAUGCGAUGUCACGCACUGCAUUAUGAACUCAGGGGCAACUGGUUCUCAUAACUUCAGUAGCUGUAGUGCUGAUGACUUUGAGAAGAUGAUCUUGAACUCAGGUGGCCGCUGUCUGCUGAACAUACCGCGGCCGGACGAGGCAUACAGCGCCCCCUUCUGUGGGAACAAGCUGGUGGAUGUGGGCGAAGAGUGUGACUGUGGAUCGGAGGAAGAGUGUGAGAAGGAUCCGUGCUGUGAGCCCAAAACGUGUAAGCUGAGGUCAGGAGCUCAGUGUGCGUACGGGGUCUGCUGCAAGAACUGCAGGUUUUUACCCGGUGGCACUGUGUGCAGAAGCAGCACUGAUGAAUGUGAUUUGCCAGAGUAUUGUAACGGCACAUCUGCCCUCUGUCAGAAUGACGUCUUCAAACAGAAUGGCCAUCCCUGCAAACAAGACCAGGCUUACUGCUACAACGGCCAGUGCCAGCACUAUGACACUCAGUGUCAGGCCAUAUUUGGCACAAAGGCUAAAGCUGCUCCUGAGCUGUGUUUUAAGGAUGUAAACUCUAAAGGUGAUCGCUUUGGAAACUGUGGCUACCAUUCCAGUGGAUUUAAGAAGUGUGAAAGCAGGAAUGCCAUGUGCGGGAAGCUACAGUGUGAGAAUGUUCAAUCAUCAGUCAUAUUUGGCAUCAAGCCAUCUAUCAUCCAGACCCCCAUUGCCGGCACUACCUGCUGGGGCGUGGACUUCCUCCUGGGCUCUGACGUACCUGAUCCCGGCAUGGUCAACGAGGGCACCAAGUGUGGAGAUAAUAAGGUUUGUCUGAAUUUUGAGUGCAAAAGUGCAGACGUGCUGAAUUAUGACUGUGACGUUGAAAAGAAAUGCCACGGCCAUGGGGUGUGUAACAGCAAUAAAAACUGCCACUGUGAAUACGGCUGGGCUCCUCCAUUCUGUGAGGCCUCUGGUUAUGGAGGAAGCAUCGAAAGCGGCCCCACCUGGGACGAUAAAGAUACUUCCACAAGGGAUGGUCUUCUUGUGUUCUUUUUCCUUGUUCUUCCUCUUUUGGCAUUGGGUUUAUACGUGUUCUUCAAGAGGAAUGAGCUGAAGCAACGCUUUUUCAGAAAGAAACGCUCUCAGGGUUAUGAAGCUGACAGCAGACCGCAGGCUACUGUGUCUCAGCGGGGAAACCCCAACAGUAUAGUAAAGGGUGGGCACCAGGCUCAGUUAUUGCCACCAGAGGAGGUGGUUCAGACUAAUAAAUCAGCCUCUGUGCCAUCUUACACCACCAGACCGCCGCCACCACCAUUUGCACGACCACCUGCUCCUACCCAACAACUAAUGCCUCAAAGACCAGCGCCUGCACCCCCAGUAUAACACAUAACACACAGACUGACAGUUGUAUUUCUGUCUGGGAUGGACAGGCCAAGUGUGAAAUGUGCAGUGGGAGGAGUCGAGGAGGAAUCAGGUGGUCGCACCCUCUCCCCCACUUAUUCUCCCCUGUCCUUCUGUAAACAGCUGUCAACUGUCAAUCAAACAGAGAGACGGUCACUGUUGCGAAAGGAACCUCCAUUCGCAAUACAUCAGAGUACACGAUAGGAGCGAGAGAACUCUUUAACCAAUUAAACGAUUCCCGCCUGACACGUGAUAUAAGAUGCCUAUGGCAACAGACCGAUCUCCUUAAAUGUUAUGAUUCUUAUAUGCUAUAUAGGACCACUGAGACUUUUUGCACUUCAGUAAUGUUCACUGUUUAUAGGAAUGUACAGAGACCCUUUGAUCAUAGGCUGCCACCCCCCCCCCCCCCUUUUUUUUUUUUUACACAAUGUAAUCUGUACACCCACAGUCAAUCAUUGUUCCAAAAAAAAUGUUAUAUGUAAAGGACAAAUGCGAUAAUUUAGUUUGCUAGGCAUCCCUAUUGUUUUACAAGGUUAUCAAGUCAUUAUUAGUAUCUAAAUGGCCCGUGGUAACUGCAAAUCAUUCUCUUUGCACUGUGGCGCAUAAUAUUCGUAAUAUAAAUAAUUUACAUCUUGCAAUACUGGAGUGCAAGACAAGAAACAAAAUACAUUAAGUAAUUUUGUUCUUUUUAUUAUCAUUUGAAAUUGUUGCUACCAACACAGUGAUUUGAAACUACUAUUUUACCAUUUUUAUAUAGUUUUAUUUCCAUAUUUUUAUUUAUAUGUAACUUUUAUAGAAAAUCAAUUUUUUACUUUAUUUGCCAAGUGAAAUUCUGUCCCCAGUGAGGCAAAAAUCAGGUAAAGAUUAAUACUUGUUUUUGAAAAUGAUUAAUUUCUGACACUUCAUGGUUUUUUUUUAUUUUUACAAAAACAAACAAACAACAAUAACAAUGAAAACAAAGUGGAAGCUUUUCUCCCAUCGUUUUUAAGGGCUACAUGCAUGAUAUCACAUCCUAUGCGAUAAAUACAGAAUUUCUUCCUUUAUGAAACUGAUUGUCUGCAUGUUUCAUAGACUUCUUUCUUUGCAAUGACCGUAAUACCACAUGGGGUAUAGUAUUUGUAUAAAGUCAUGUACCCGCAAACAAACAAAAACAAACAUGUCUGUUGUAGGCCACAUUAGACUGUAUCCUCACACUAGGACAUUUACAUCAUAGUAAAAUCAGUAAGUGCCAUACAGUACAUGUCUGAUAAGUGUUAUUUUACAUUUGUAUGAUUAACUGAAUGAAUGAUAGACACAGCAACCCACCCCCCACACACUGUAUUUCCAUUUAUGUGUACAUGAUAACAUGACAGGUGAAGCAGUUGUGGAUUGUUGAUGUUUUAUGGAUAAAAGAUGGACUUAGUUUAUUUUGGACUACCUACAGUGUGAUGCUGAUGAUGGUUUUUGCAUAUGAAAAUAAAAAAAAACACUGGUAUGUUUUUAA